GGAAUCAGCUAUCAGGAUGGCAUCUAGAUGUGAAGUCUUCUUAGAGAUCCUCAUCGCAAUAUUUAUCCCACCACUCGGAGUUUGCCUAAGAGAUGGCUGCUGCAGUUGCGAGUUCUUCAUAUGCUUGGUACUGACGCUUUUAGGUUACAUUCCGGGCAUUAUCUACGCUGUCUACGCCAUAGUGGUUAGAGGCUCCCACCCGGACGAUCAAUGGCGUCCUCUCACUGCAUAG
Messenger RNA from Coffea eugenioides, 232 nucleotides. Its product is annotated as UPF0057 membrane protein At4g30650-like. NCBI's taxonomy places the organism in Eukaryota, Viridiplantae, Streptophyta, Magnoliopsida, Gentianales, Rubiaceae. The record is from RefSeq and is a predicted model, not a curated record. Gene Ontology annotation, cellular component: membrane. The transcript has 2 exons. The coding region runs from base 17 to 232 and encodes 71 amino acids.